UAUCAUGUGAUUCGCUUUCCUGCUCCUUUAAAGCAGCCACAUGCACUCGAGGGCCGGCUACAAUCACAGCUCUCGGUACGAAGGGAGCCAGGUCCGGGCUUUCCCGGGCAAUCGAUGCUGAGGUUCCCUCUUCCUUCCCAUUCCUUUGCAGCUUUAACUUUUACAACCGCCGCCACCGUCGCAGAGAGUGUAGGAGAGAAAGCACUGCAAAAAUGGCUGGGGCAAUUAUCGAGAACAUGAGCACUAAAAAGCUCUGCAUUGUUGGCGGGAUCUUGCUGAUUUUCCAAGUCAUCGCCUUUCUGGUGGGGGGUAUAAUCGCUCCAGACCCUACUGCUGCUGUGCCUUAUAUGGCUGCAAAGUGCAUAGACUUGCAGAAAGAUCAUCACAAGACCAAAUGGUUUAUACCUUGGGGACCUGACCAGUGUAAUAAACUCAGAGAUUUCGAUGAAGCUGUGAACAGACAAAUAGAAGCUAAUAACAUUGUGUUUGCCAUUCACAUACCACUUCCCAAGAAUGAGAUGAGCCCCUGGUUCCAAUUUAUUCUCUGCAUUUUGCACAUGGACAUUGCUUUCAAGACUAACAACCAAAUUAAAGAAAAUGCAAAGGUUAGUCUUGAUGUGCACUUAGGAUAUCGGGAUGAUACAGUCAGUGAAUGGACAGAAAUGGCGCACGCAAUAGAGACCCGAAAGCUCAACUGUAGUUUUGGUGCUCCAAAAACUGUAGAGCAUGAAGGGAAGUUUUAUGAUUGUGACUUUCUCCCAUUCAUGGAGAUUGGAACUGUAGCUCACAAAUACUAUCUUCUCAACAUUCGUCUUCCUGUUAAUGAAAAGGCAGGUAUUAAUGUAGGAAUUGGUGAAAUAAAGGAUAUCCGUUUAGUGGGUAUCCAUCAAAAUGGCGGCUUCACAAAAGUCUGGUUUGCCAUGAAAACAUUCCUUACACCCAGCAUUUUCAUCAUCAUGAUUUGGUAUUGGAGACGGAUCAUGCAGAUGACACGACAACCUGUGCUCCUGGAAAAGAUAAUCUUUGCUCUUGGAAUCUCUAUGACUUUCAUAAACAUUCCAGUAGAGUGGUUUUCUAUUGGUUUUGACUGGACUUGGAUGCUGCUUUUUGGAGAUAUUCGUCAAGGGGUCUUCUAUGCUAUGCUCUUGUCUUUUUGGAUCAUCUUCUGUGGAGAGCAUAUGAUGGAUCAGAAUGAACGAAAUCGUUUUGCAGCCUACUGGAAACAAGUUGGGCCAAUAGCUGUAGGCGCUUUCUGUUUAUUUGCCUUCGACAUGUGCGAGAGAGGAGUACAAUUAAAAAAUCCAUUCUAUAGUAUCUGGGCUACAGAUGUUGGCACAGAGUUGGCUAUGGCAUUUAUUAUUGUUGCCGGAAUCUGCCUCUGCCUCUACUUCUUGUUCCUGUGUUUUAUGGUAUUUCAAGUGUUCAGAAAUAUCAGUGGCAAACAAUCCAGCCUACCAGCAAUGAAUAAAGCCCGCAGGCUUCAUUAUGAGGGAAGGGUAGAGAGAAUGAAAAUCAUUGACUUUGUUUGUUGAUUGUCUGUCUGUGCUAACUUUACGCUUAUGUCUUCACUGCUGGAUUAUAUAUCAACUUUUCAUCCUGUGUAGGUGACUGAAGGUCACUGGAAAUGGGGCGACUUUACGUUUCAUUGGAACAGUGCCUUUUUCACAGGGAUUUAUGGAAUGUGGAAUCUUUAUGUCUUUGCCCUGAUGUUCCUGUAUGCACCUUCCCAUAAAAAGUACGGUGAAGAUGAGUCAAAUGGUGAUUUGGGAGUUAAUACUGGAGAAGAACUUCAGCUCACUACUACUAUCACUCAUGUGGAUGGACCAACCCAGGUUUACAAAUUGGCUCGCAAGGAAGCCCAGGAAUAAUCACUUCAGCACAAUUUUACUUGUGCCUAAAUACAAAUUAGACAGCAUGAUGGUAGUAUUUUCCUGCAAGGAUUUAUUUGGAAUCGUCUGAAGGGUGCAUUGCAGAAAAUAAUGAAAAUGAUGACUAUCUGUCAAGAACUAAUGGGAUGCUUAUUAUCCAUGUAUCUUUCUUGGGGAGAAUCUUCUGUCAAGUUUGAAUUCUUUUAAUUCUUCGUCUUGAGCAAUCUUCCCCAAUCUCAAAAUAUGUUGGGUGCACAAUUCCCACAGCC
Messenger RNA from Protobothrops mucrosquamatus (brown spotted pit viper), 2137 nucleotides. It is a transcript of the gene WLS, whose product is annotated as Wnt ligand secretion mediator. Gene Ontology annotation, cellular component: endomembrane system; organelle membrane. Gene Ontology annotation, biological process: Wnt protein secretion; Wnt signaling pathway; intracellular protein transport. The transcript is spliced from 12 exons. NCBI's taxonomy places the organism in Eukaryota, Metazoa, Chordata, Lepidosauria, Squamata, Viperidae. Gene Ontology annotation, molecular function: Wnt-protein binding. The record is from RefSeq and is a predicted model, not a curated record.